CCAAGCUGCCACUGGUGUAAUGACGGAUUAUUAGCUGAUUGAACUACGAGGUGAACGAAUUGAAUUGUGCUGAAAGCCACUUCCUAUUCCAGGUAUUCAAGACUAGAAGGAGCAUUCUGAUAAGAACACUGCAGACCAGUGAAUGAUGAAUAGGAGGCCCAACCUGAAUGGGUCUGGAGGACCAAGGUCCAUCGGUGUUCCACUACUCUGUCCUUCUAACAGAGUGCUGCUGGAGAGAGAAGAGGUCAGCCAGGACCCAGUGAUGGCCUCCUCUUUCAGGCCCUCAGCGUUCCCCUCCCUGCAUGUUGUGCCUCGGCCUCCCCCUCCUGACGACGUCUGGUCCAAGAGGCCCACAGCUGCCCACAGAAAGAGGAGAGACCUCCAGUCCCUAGUUCCUGUCCAGGAUGGAUGUCGUGAGUCUCCCGGUUGGAUUAACAGCAGCAGCUCCCAGCUGCCUGCCAAAACCAACAGACGCAGGCGCAACAAGGAGCUCUCCUUCACUGAGGUUCUGAAGAACUACAAGCUUCUACCUGAUUCCCGGCCCAGCAGCCCAGAGAGCCUGCACCAGCAUGAGAUGAUGAUUCCUAGAAUCCCUGUCAGCAUCACUAGACCUGAGGGGAGGCCUAGCAACCCUCGACGCCCCACAAGACGGCCUGUUAGACCAGUUGUCCUGGUCCAGCCUGACGCACAGCCUUCCAGACCUGAGGGGAGGCCAAGGAGGCCAAGCAACUCUCGACGCCCCACUAGACGGCCUGUUAGACCAGUUGUCCUGGUCCAGCCUGACGUACAGCCUUCCAGACCUGAGGGGAGGCCAAGCAACCCUCGGCCCCCCAAUAGACGGCCUGUUAGCCCCGUUGGCCUGGUCCAGUCUUAUGUACAGCCUUCCAGACCUGAGGGGAGGCCGAGCAACCCUCGGAGCACCACUAGGAGAAAAGUGAGGCCCAGUAAUCCUGUUUGUCCCGUUAUUCUUGAGUCCCGACCUCCCAGUCCUGUGAGCAUCACUACCAGCAUUGUGGACCUAGUCCAGUUUGAGUCCUGUCCUGCUGUGAGUCUGGUCCAGCCUGAGUCACGUCCUGCCUGCCCUCUGACCCUGGAGGAGCUGGCCCUUUCAGAGUCAUGCAGCUUCAGCAACAAUGUGUUUGUUCUCUCCAUGCCGAAAGCUGCCCAGCCAGAGGAGGCUGCAAGAGGGAGCAGCAGCGCACCCAGGGACAUCAUCAGGCCUGAAGCCUUCGUCCAGACAGGACCCCUGCUGGCCAGGAGAGCCCAGAGGGAUGCUCCUCCUCCAAAGAAGCUCCCCAAACCCCCUGUGGCACCCCGGCCCAAACUGCUGCCCUCCCUGGGCCAGGGCAACGUGUCCCUUGUCAGUGCCAACGCCUGGGAUGAAAGGACCAAGAAGAAGAGAAAGAAAGGAGUCAGAGUCCAGAGGUCUAGCCUGGGCCUGAGACAUAUCCCCCGUGACCUAGAGCUGGCCAUGAUGAGGCCCCGUCUGGUCAAGUCGGCCGAUCCCUCCCAGCGUCCCUACCAGCCGUGGGACGACGAGGACGAGGUGGACAUCUACGCCCUGAGGCGCACAGCCUUCAUGUGCCCCAUGUACGACCAGGAGGAGAGCAGCGGCAGGGGCAACAAGAGGGUGGCAGUGGAGGCCCUGGACAACAUUCCUUUCAGAAGGAAGAUCACCUUGUGUUAUUUCAUGGGGGCGCAGGGUCAUGCUGCCAAAAGACUACUAACCCCACCCCCCUCAAUUUACACAACACCCCCUUAGUCCCAGACAGAGAAGAACAGGACACACACAGAGAGACAGAGUGGACACCAACAGGGCCAUCAGAGGGACAGAGAUCCUCUCAGUUGAUGUUAGGAAUGUCAGCUACGAAAAGCUUCAAUAGACCAUCUCUGUAGCAAGAGAACCUCCAGUAAUCAGACUGGGCUGUCCUCUGUCUCCCCUCAUCUCUGAUACAUCAGACUGGGCUGUCCUCUGUCUCCCCUCAUCUCUGAU
Salmo salar (Atlantic salmon) is the source of this 1993-nucleotide messenger RNA. The record is from RefSeq and is a predicted model, not a curated record. NCBI's taxonomy places the organism in Eukaryota, Metazoa, Chordata, Actinopteri, Salmoniformes, Salmonidae.